Dermatophagoides farinae (American house dust mite) is the source of this 1468-nucleotide messenger RNA. Its product is annotated as endonuclease G, mitochondrial. NCBI's taxonomy places the organism in Eukaryota, Metazoa, Arthropoda, Arachnida, Sarcoptiformes, Pyroglyphidae. Gene Ontology annotation, biological process: apoptotic DNA fragmentation. Gene Ontology annotation, cellular component: mitochondrial inner membrane; nucleus. Gene Ontology annotation, molecular function: metal ion binding; RNA endonuclease activity; nucleic acid binding. The record is from RefSeq and is a predicted model, not a curated record.
AGCAAAAAAAAGUCAUCGUUCUCAAAUGGAUUUGGAUUGAAAUUAAAGUGAUCUGCUUUUGUUCAUAAUGAAUACAUCUGGUAAACUAUUCAUCAAUAAUCGACGAUUAUGGUCAUGGAUGCGUGCCAGUGUUUUAUCGAUUGGUGCAUUCAGUAUUGGUGUAUACUAUGAAAGAAAAUGUCAUCUUUAUGCUGAUGUUGUUGCACCUGGACCAACAACAACAACAACAACGUUAAACAUUGGUACACAUGGUGAUGAUGUUAUCGAUUCACCGAAACCAUCGUUACAUGGUUCUGGUUCAAGUAACAAUCAUAUGGCACAGAUUAGCCGUUUUGGUUUUCCAUCAAUGGAUUCAUUACGUUCAUAUAGAAAUUUUUUAUUAAGUUAUGAUCGUAGAAAUCGUAUUGCUAAUUGGGUAUUAGAAUAUGUUACAAAUGAUGAUCUAAAUGCUGAUGAUUAUAACCGUAAAGGUAUUGAAUUUCGUGAAGAUCAAUCAUUUCAUCGUUAUUUUCGUUCAACAAAUCAAGAUUAUAAAGGAUCUGGUUAUGAUCGUGGCCAUUUAGCUGCGGCUGGUAAUUAUCGUAAUAAUCCUGAACACAUUAAAGAAACCUAUGUAUUAUCCAAUAUUGCACCGCAAAUUGGUCGUGGUUUUAAUCGUGAUAAAUGGAAUGAUCUAGAAAAAUAUUGUCGUCGUAAAAUACGUGAAUUAAAAUCAUCAUCAGGUUUAUGGAUCUGUACUGGUCCAUUAUAUUUGCCACAAAAAGAUGCCGUAUCUGGUAAAAAAUUCAUCCAUUAUGAAGUGAUUGGUCAUAAUCAUGUUUCAGUACCGACACAUUUUUUCAAAGUUCUACUAUAUCCUGGCCAUAAUGGUCAAUGGUUUAUGGAAUGUUUUCUAAUGCCUAAUCAGAUAAUCAAUGAUAAAACAUCCAUACAUUCAUAUCGUGUUGAUCCAGAAAUAAUUGAACGAUCAGCUGGUAUUUUAUUAUUCAAUCAAAUUCCUCGCCAUCAAUUACUUAUUAAUCCAUAGAUCUCAUCAUAUCAUCAAUUUUAGGAUUUUAUAUUUUCAUAUAAUUGCAUGGUAAUAUCAUCAUCAUAAUAAUAAAAUUCCGACAAUUUUUUUUUUUGCACCAUAACUUGAUAUAAUUGUGAAUUGUAUGAAUCAAUCAUAUGAAAUAUUUAUAAACAACUUGUAACGUAUGAAAACACAUCUCACAUGACAUGCAUAGAGACAUGCGUCGUAUUUUUGUCAUGAAAUUUUACCAUUCUCUUUUUUUUUUGUUAUUGUUGUUGUUGUCAAUGACAAGUAAAAAAAAAAAAAAAAUAACAGAAGGCAAACUAAAAACAAAAAAAAAAAAUAAUGAUGAAAAUAGAAACAAAGACAAAUACAAAGACGAAUGCAAAAGGCAAUUUGUGAUUCCUAAAUGAUAAUUCUAAUGAUGAUGAUGAUGAUGAUGAUGAAAAUCAUUCG